CCUUUUUAAAAAAGUAAGCCCUCGCCACAAGUUUAUAGCAGUCCGCUUAGAUAAAAAGCAAACAGUGCGGACAGAAGCGAAGCUAAUGUUAGCUGUCCAGCUAGCCAGCUCAACUUACUGGUGCUUAAUGAUCGCAGUGAACAGAAUGGCCACAGACUGGUUGGGUAGUGUUGUGUCUAUAAACUGUGGGGUGACGUUGGGAGUUUAUCAGGGAGAGGUGUCAUCUGUUGAUCACGCCAGCCAGACCAUCUCACUGAGACAGCCCUAUCACAAUGGGAUCAGAUGUCCUCUUCCUGAGGUCACUUUCAGUGCCAUGGAUAUCAAGGAGCUAAAGUUCCUAGAUAUCCAGAAUACAGUCAACAAGUCAAGCUCUGGUCAGGAAGCUGCAACAGAACCCAGCUUCAUACCUUCAGGAUGCCAUGCUCAGAGUAACAGAGUCACUCACCCUCAUGUAACAAGCAGCAGCUCUCAUGCCAGCACUGCUCCAAUAACCAUCCUACGCAGAGUCUCUACAGGUUCAUCUAACAGCAGAGGGGUGACACAGGCCACACAAAGGAAAAACAGUGUGAGGAAUGGAGGUGCAAGAGAGCUGAUGAGGCCAAAGGAUGACGAGUGCUUCAGAGGCGGGACUGAUGAGAACAUGGAUACAGACUUUGACUUUGAGGGAAACCUGGCUCUGUUCGACAAAGCCGCUGUCUUCUCCCAGAUUGAUGGGACCACCUGCAACAGGACACGGCCUCACAGCAAUCAGGGCGAACAUAAGCCCCUGUCCUAUCGCCAUGAUGAGAAUAUUCUGGAGGUGAAGCCCGUCAUAUACCGACAGAUAACAGUGCCCCAGCUUGGGGGCAAAGAGUACUGUACCGAUUCAGGCCUGGUGGUUCCCAGCGUGCCCUAUGAGCUUCAUAAGCGUCUACUAGCAGCUGCGGAGCGCUGGGGCCUGUCUCUUGAGCGCAGGCUGGAGACGAUCGGUGUUUGUUCUAGUCAGAUGGCCCUCACUCUGCUGGGCGGACCAAACAGACUCACACCAAAAAAUGUCCACCAGAGGCCCACUGUGGUCCUCCUGUGUGGGCCACACAUCCAGGGAGCCCAGGGCAUCAGCUGUGGUAGACACUUGGCCAACCACGAAGUGGAGGUCAUCCUGUUCCUGCCCAAUUUUGUCAAGAUGCAGGAGUCGGUCACCAGUGAGGUCCACCUCUACAGCAGAACCAACAGCAAGCAAGUGGCCGGCGUCAAAGACCUGCCAACAAGCCCUGUUGAUCUGGUCAUCAACUGCCUGGGUUGCCACGAGAACCCAAUGCUGAGGGAGCAGACCUGGUACCAAUCAGCUGCUGAAUGGGCCAACCAGAACCGGGCUCCAGUCCUAAGUAUCGAUCCUGCGGUCAGCGGCGAGCAUCAGACUGUCGAGGCGAAGUGGACCCUCUUUUUGGGCCUUCCACUACCUUUAGCUGAGACGGAGAGCAGGGUCUACCUCUGUGACAUUGGCAUCCCUAAACUGAUUUUCCAGGAAGUUGGAAUCAGCUACCACUCACCCUUUGGAUGUAAAUUUGUCAUUCCUCUGCACACGGCAUAACAGAGUACCCACUGACAUUGCUUAGUUACAAAUGAACAAUAGGAGGGAAUGGUCUGCUUUUCCACAGUGGGUAAAGGUACCAUUGUGUAUGCGGCAAUAGCUGGAGAGCAAACUAUAUGACGUAAACAAUAUUUUGUUACGAAGUGUAUAGAACUUCAUGACACGUCUGGAAUCAUAUGGCGUUGGUCUUUCCCCGCUGGAAACUCCCGGGGUUGCCGCACGUUGCGUGCGACACCUCUUGUUUUUGAGAGGGAAAGGUUUCCUGUUCUUUGGUGUGUUUUGAUAAGGGCUCCAUGAUGAUGUGAAUAUGUUUACAAAAUGCUGACCACUGUGAGUCUAUCUAUGACCUCUGAUCCUGUGACCAGUCAGAGCAGCAGAGACACAGUUCCUGUUUCCUCCUUUAGAUUGCAUGUGGAGUCUGGUCGUGACCCUGUGCACAACUCAGCCUAAAGCCGUCUGCCAACCCGAAUCUGCCAUUCAUCUGGCCCACAGUUGAUUUCCAUGUCCAUUGUCUUUCAAUUUAAUGCAGUUUUUUUACUUACUUAAAUGGGUAUGUUUUGUCUAAUAAUGGUUGUAACAUGUUUCACUGAAAAGGGGAUAUUACACGGAAUAUAUAUUUUUAUUUAUUUUGGGAAUACAUCUCAGGAACGAAUGAAUGAGCAAUGGAAAAACUUUACAUUUACGUUAAAUCCGAUAGCACGAUAGUUAUGAGUUUAUAACCACUGAAUGAAAAGUGGUAGCAGGCACCCCUGAGGACAUUCCAAGGACCAAAAACAUCUUGGACCAAGUUAAUAUCUAGAGAUGAUAGCCAGUAAAUUGUGGUGAAAUUUUCACACAUUAAAUUCAGCCACCUUCAGUGAAAUAACCACUUCCUCUCUUUUGGUCAGCAUAGUGAUCUCCUGUUAUAACCUCAGAUCGGCAAAUUGUCAACUUUACCGUAAGUAAAAGGAUAGCCUCAUUUUUUAGACUGGUAGCUAACAAAAUACAGCACUUCAAGUUAAAACUUGAGAGUCAAAAACUUGUAGUCGUAAGUUAUAAAUGACAGAUUGAUAGGCUUUGCAGGGUUCUCACUAAACUAACUUUUAGAACUACUAUGGAUUUAUUGAAUCGUUCAAUGCAAGGUCAGCAGUCUCUGGACUGAAUGUGUGAUGAAGGGGUGAUACAUUUUUUUUUUUUUUUUAAGUAGUAGCCUUGGCUUGCUCUGACAAAAAUAGUAAAACAAGAAUCAAGGAAUUUGUGGUGAACAAGAGUUAUUUAAUUAAUAGCUCUUUAAGAAAAUUGGACUUUUUUUUUAUAUAUAUAUAUCUCCUGAGAGAUUGCCCAAAACUAGAAACUGCCCAGAUCCAGGUGUUUAACGUUUAGAUGAAGCUUAAGCUGUUGGGGCUUCUACGAAGUUCUGAGUAAUAUAUCUGAAUAUUAAUAGAAAUAAAACCUUCACUCAGGGAAACACGGGCAGUUUAACACACUCCAGCCUCUUUUCCUGCUCGUUCUCAGAACCACUAUUAUUUUUCUUCUCUAUUGCAGCAAAGACUGAUUUGAUCAUGACUGUAAAUCAAGCAAUCACGUUUAAAAACAUUCCACAUUCCUUGCAAGUUUGAUUGGCGAGGAGUCUUAAAAUAAUUUAGUGUGAGGGGCCGGGGGGGGGGGGCAUUUCAAUACAAAAUAAGUGUUUAAUGCCGAUGGGUUUGUAUCUCACAUUUUUUAGGAGUGUAGUAAACUCUGGAAAAUCUU
This is a messenger RNA of Sander lucioperca (pikeperch), 3301 nucleotides long. Its product is annotated as enhancer of mRNA-decapping protein 3-like. Gene Ontology annotation, biological process: deadenylation-independent decapping of nuclear-transcribed mRNA; P-body assembly. The record is from RefSeq and is a predicted model, not a curated record. Gene Ontology annotation, molecular function: mRNA binding. The coding region runs from base 86 to 1570 and encodes 494 amino acids. Lineage: Eukaryota; Metazoa; Chordata; Actinopteri; Perciformes; Percidae. Gene Ontology annotation, cellular component: P-body. The transcript has 7 exons.